AUGUCGGGCCUGGACUUUGAGGAGCUGGCCGAGAUCGAGCUGCAGAAAGAUGAGGAGGAAGCGGCCAAGCUGGGCACUUGGAGACGGCCCUCAGUGGCACCCACAGCUGGUGAGGAACUGGCCCUCAGCCUGGAUCACCCGUUCUAUGACGUGGCCAGACACGGCAUCCUUCAGGUGGCAGGGGACGAUCACUUUGGAAGGCGAGUCAUUACCUUCAGCUGCUGCCGCCUGCCCCCUUCUCACCAGCUCAACCACAAACGGCUUCUGGAGUACCUGAAGUAUACACUGGACCAGUAUGUGGAGAACGAUUACACUCUGGUAUACUUCCAUUACGGACUCAACAGCCAAAACAAGCCCUCGCUGAGCUGGCUUCAGAAUGCCUACAAAGAGUUUGACCGGAAGUACAAGAAGAACUUGAAGGCUCUCUACGUGGUACACCCCACCAACUUCAUUAAGGUCCUAUGGAGCAUCUUCAAACCGCUCCUCAGCCACAAGUUUGGGAAAAAAAUCACCUAUUUCAACUAUUUGAGCGAGCUAUGGGAACACCUUGAGCAUGACCAGCUGGUUGUCCCCCUGGAAGUGGCCCGGUACGACGAGAAACUCCGGAACCUGCACAUGGGCAGGCUGCCCCCUCCGGCCAAGACACCGCCGCCUAGACCGCCCCUGCCCACCCAGCAGUUUGGUGUCAGUCUACAAUACCUCAAAGACAAAAAUAAAGGCGAACUCAUCCCCCCAGUGCUGAGGCUUACAGUGACGUACCUGCGAGAAAAAGGACUGCACACCGAGGGCCUGUUCCGGAGAUCUGCCAGCGUCCAGACUAUCCGAGAGAUCCAGAAACGCUACAAUCAAGGGAAGCCCGUGAAUUUUGAUGACUAUGGGAACAUCCACGUCCCUGCUGUGAUCUUGAAGACUUUUCUCCGGGAACUGCCUCAACCACUGCUGACCUUUGAGGCCUAUGAGCAGAUCCUUGAGAUCACCAGUGUGGAAAGCAGCCUGCGAGUGACCCGCUGCCGUCAGAUCCUGCGCAGCCUGCCCGAGCACAACUACGCAGUCCUCAGCUACCUCAUGGGCUUCCUGCACGCGGUGUCUCAGGAAAGCAUGUUUAACAAGAUGACCAGCUCCAACCUGGCUUGUGUCUUCGGGCUGAAUCUGAUCUGGCCUUCACAGGGGGCCUCCUCGCUGAGUGCGCUUGUGCCCCUGAAUCUCUUCACCGAGCUACUGAUCGAGUACUACGACAGGAUCUUCAGCGCUCCCCAGGCACCAGCGGGGCACGCACCCACCUCUGCCAAAGCCAGACAGCCGGGAAGUCCCAUCCCCCAAGGAUGUGCUGGAGAUGGACGUGCGGCCAGCCUUACCACACCUGUCCUGCCACCACGUCGCCUGCCUGUGGCCGGGAGACCCAUCUAA
Messenger RNA from Chrysochloris asiatica (Cape golden mole), 1407 nucleotides. It is a transcript of the gene ARHGAP8, whose product is annotated as Rho GTPase activating protein 8. The record is from RefSeq and is a predicted model, not a curated record. Gene Ontology annotation, biological process: small GTPase-mediated signal transduction; negative regulation of endocytic recycling. The transcript has 12 exons. Gene Ontology annotation, molecular function: GTPase activator activity. Gene Ontology annotation, cellular component: cytoplasm. Lineage: Eukaryota; Metazoa; Chordata; Mammalia; Afrosoricida; Chrysochloridae. The coding region runs from base 1 to 1407 and encodes 468 amino acids.